This is a messenger RNA of Phalaenopsis equestris, 1520 nucleotides long. Its product is annotated as E3 ubiquitin-protein ligase CHIP-like. The record is from RefSeq and is a predicted model, not a curated record. Lineage: Eukaryota; Viridiplantae; Streptophyta; Magnoliopsida; Asparagales; Orchidaceae. Bases 103 to 1089 code for a protein of 328 amino acids. Gene Ontology annotation, cellular component: cytoplasm. Gene Ontology annotation, molecular function: ubiquitin protein ligase activity; protein-folding chaperone binding. Gene Ontology annotation, biological process: positive regulation of proteolysis; protein quality control for misfolded or incompletely synthesized proteins; proteasome-mediated ubiquitin-dependent protein catabolic process. The transcript has 8 exons.
UUUCGUUUUUUUGGAAGUCAGUCCAUAUCUCCUUGACGAUUCUUCUCCUCCGCCGUUACCACACGCAGACGCAGUCUGCGGUUCUUGCUCCGCCCUUCGUCCAUGGUAUCUCGAAACUUCCAUAGAAUAUCGGAGGACAAGAACGACGAUACAUAUUCCAAUUUCUUAUACAGAACGGCACAUACGAAAUCAGCACAACCACGGUUCUCAGUCGAGGGAGAGACACAGAGAUCUAUUGAGGAAGUCGGGCGACCUAAGAGGAGACAUGGCACCGGUGCCUGUGAGCGUCACCAUGCAGGCGGAGCUGUGGAAACUCGAUGGAAAGAGCGUCUUGACGCGGCAAUCGAUGCGUACACCGAGGCAAUUACGCUAUGCCCAGAUGUGGUUGUGUACUGGACAAAUAGGGCGCUGUGCUAUUAUAAGAUGAAAAAUUGGACACGAGUAGAAGAGGAUUGUAGAACAGCUAUAAAGCUUGACAGCAGCUCUGUUAAGGCCCAUUAUAUGUUGGGGAUCACAAUUUUAGAAAGGGGAGAUUAUACAGGAGGAAUCAAGGAAUUAGAGAAGGCUUUUGAACUUGGAAGGGCUGCGAAGCCUCCCGGCUGCUUGGCUGAGGAUAUUUGGCAGGAACUUGCCAAAUGGAAGUACAAAGAAUGGGAACUUUUAUCCAGCAAGCGAACAUGGCAGUUGCAGACACUGAAGGAUACGUGUGAAAAAGCUCUUUUGGAGCAUCAUUUUCUUGAUGGACAUCAAUCUGAAGAUGAAAUUAAGGAGGUUUCAAAAGAUGUCGUAGAUCAACUUGAAAUGCUGAAGGAAGUUUUUAACAAAGCUGCUGAGGAUGAUGUCCUGAAAGAAGUUCCUGAUUACCUUUGUUGCAAAAUAACACUCGAAAUUUUCUGGGAUCCUGUCAUCACCCCAAGUGGCAUUACCUAUGAAAGGAGAGCGCUACUUGAUCACCUUCAAAAGAUGGGAAAGUUUGAUCCAAUAACAAGAGAGCCACUUAGUAGUCACCAAUUGAUACCCAACCUUGCCAUCAAGGAGGCAGUUCGAGGAUACCUGGAGAAGCACGGUUGGGCCUACAGGAUGAGCUGAUAUGCUUUUAACAGGGAGAGGUGAAAUUUUUGUUAUUAUUAUUAUUUGCACCUUUUUUAAUUUUAGCCAAUAAUUCAUCAUAUUCCAUUUUUUUAAUUUUUUUUUUAUUUUGUAAUAGCAUUGUUAUGUGAUCUUUGUGUUCUAACAACCCUCCGUGACUUGUUUGUACAGCGUGGUAUAGUUCAGUUUAGUGAUACAUCUGUUUAGUUUAUAUAUCAAACAUAUUCUAUUUUAUUUGAAUUGGAACUAUCCAAAAAUGUCACCUGGAAGAAAAAAACUCCCAGUUUUCAUAAAUUAUAUCUUGUGCCAAUGUAUGGUCGUAUCAGAACUGUAUAUUGUUGUCUUCACUAGCUUAUAUGAAUUGUUUAUUGUUGAUCCUGCCAAGCAAAUUAGCGCUUUGUCUUAAUCUUUUACCACAAAAUUUCUGGACA